AUGCCUCAUCGGACGCCCAUUGGUGUCACUAUUUCUAUUCAAAAUCGUAUACGCUCCUUCCGUUCUAAAUCAUCGAGUACCUCAACAAUCAUUUCUUCAUCGCGUCAAAAGGAUCCAAACGAUACCGUAAGCCGCAAGUUUCUCUUCAGGAUGACUCACCCCUGUUCAUCGAAACGAGACUCUGCUAUCACUAUGUCUAAGGAGAGUCUCCUUGACUACCAUGAUGGUACUUUUAUGCCUCAAGGAGAUGGAUGCUCUUCUAGCAAGGGAGCAGAUGAUGCAGAAGAACGUGCCGUACAAGUUGUCGAAGCAGGAUUUGCUGCAGCAAGCAAUCCAAAGACAGCAAUGCCAUCAUUCUUGAAAAUUUCACAUGACGAAAUGAAGGAAAAAUAUGCCCUAUUGACGAAAGCAGAAGAAGAUCGUUUGGCUAACAAAGAUGAUCCCAAGUGGGCGAGAGAAGAACCGGACCGUGAACUCGAUCGUUAUGCCAACGUACAUCCAUGGGCUGCCAACCGUAUCAGACUCAUCGUCCCCGAAGGUUAUAACGAUUACAUCAACGCAUCCCCUGUUACUUUGACAUCUACUGCAGAGAAGCAAAGUACGAUGAAGAAAGGUCUUCAAGAUAAGUACAUCUGUAUGCAAGGUCCGAAGUCUCAAACUGUCGAUCAUACGUGGCAUAUGAUGUGGCAUUCAAUCUCAGUACCAGAUAAUGCAGCACCUGGUGUCAUCAUCAUGCUUAGUCCUCUUGUUGGACCUAAUCCUGCUAAGCCUGACGAGAUGAUGGAGAAAUGUUAUCAAUACUAUCCUAUGAGUGAAGAGGAUCCACCUCUUGUUGUUAACGAAACAGGAGCUCUAGGAGAAGACUUUAAGGCCCAGGUUCGAUUCGUGCAGAGAGAAGAUAACAUUGAGGGUACUGGUAUCGAGGUUCGUAAACUCGCCAUGUCUGUGGAGAAUGAAGACGAAGAGAAGAUUAUUUGGCAUUUCUUCUACCCUCUCUGGCCUGAUAUGGGCUCGUUGAACAGUCAAAACGUCAAGAGUGUCUUGACAUUGAUGGAUCUCUCUCGAGCGAAAAAUGUAGAGGAAGAGAAUCCAAGAGUUGUACAUUGCAGCGCUGGUGUUGGAAGAACCGGUACUUUCGUUGCUUUGGAGUUUUUGUUGGGAGAACUUCAAGGUGGAGCUUGGGAAGGGUGGGAUCAGUCAGAAGAGAAAGGUAACGAUGCCAUCUUUGAGACGGUCGAUCAAUUGCGUCAACAAAGAAAGACUAUGGUACAAGCAGUGGAGCAAUAUAUUUUCUUGUAUGAAGUGUUGAGAAAACUGUGGGAAGAAAAGUAUAGGUUACCAUGUAUUGGUGGCGAACAUACUCACGAUUCUCCUCCUGAGGAGGGAAAAAAUCCUGUCUUCAGAGCCAUCCCAGCGGCUAAAUAGCUUAACGAUGAAAGCCUAUUGGCAUUCGGUAGAUGGAGGGGUUUUGGAGAUGAAUUUGUGCUAUUACUUGCUCUUUCUACUUGGUGUUGUGUUUGGAGACGAUUAAGAGGUGGUUAAUGGGAGGGAAGGAGAGAUAAUACCUCUGUAUGAAGCUAGAACGAAACACGACUGAACC
This is a messenger RNA of Botrytis byssoidea, 1600 nucleotides long. RefSeq lists its product as uncharacterized. Lineage: Eukaryota; Fungi; Ascomycota; Leotiomycetes; Helotiales; Sclerotiniaceae. The record is from RefSeq and is a predicted model, not a curated record. Bases 1 to 1425 code for a protein of 474 amino acids. Gene Ontology annotation, molecular function: protein tyrosine phosphatase activity. Gene Ontology annotation, biological process: protein dephosphorylation. The transcript is spliced from 2 exons.